CAAAAAUACAUAACAUUUGUCUCUUCUUACUAUCUAUCUCUCUUUCUCUCUCCUCUAACCUACACCAAGUACAGAAAACAAAGAUCAUCAACAUCAUCAUAAACAAGGAAACAUAAUAUUUGUACUACCAUUAACAAAUUUAGAAAGCAAAAAAACUCAUACAUGUGCAAACUAUAGGUUAAAAACAUUAAACAUGUCAUUUUAGCAACAUACUAUUCUUCUUUUUCCUUCAUUUCUUCACAUGCUACCUAACUUCUACCUGUAUAAUUAUACCCAUCAUUUUAAUCACCCAUUUUUUGUUGCUUCAUUCUCAUAAUAUUGCAUUUUAUAAGAUUUUCAUACAAUAAAAGUUUGUAUUAAGAGCUAGUUUUAAUGCCUAAUCCUUGGAAAACUCUUCUGAAAUUUAAGUUUAAGUUGAAGUCAAAAUCCAAGUCCAAGAUUCGAACCCCUGCCGAUAUGGUACGCAGAGUUGGGGAACUUUUGAUUCUUCUUCAUGAUGAUAAUGUCACAGUUGAUCAUGGCACUAAAUGGGGUGAAAAGAUGGAAGAACUAGGUAAACUCAUUGCAGAAGUUAAAUCCAUCCUUUAUGGCACUAGUGAAGCUGAACCUGUCCCGGAAGCUUGUACACAAGUAACUCAAGAAUUUUUCCGAGAAAAUACUCUUCGGCUCCUCAUAAUUUGCCUUCCGAAAUUGGACUUGGAGGCCCGAAAAGAUGCUACCCAAAUAGUAGCAAAUUUGCAAAGGCAACAGGUUAAUUGUCGUCUAAUUGCGUGUGAUUACUUGGAAGCCAACAUUGAUCUCAUGGAUACCUUGGUCUCAGGGUAUGAAGACCACAGACUAGCCUUGCACUAUGGUAAUAUGCUCAGGGAGUGUAUUCGGCAUCAAAGUAUUGCAAAAUAUGUGCUGGAAUCACACUUGCACAAGUUUUUUGAUUAUAUACAACUUCCAGAUUUUGAUGUAUCAUCAGAUGCUGCGGCGACUUUCAAGGAGUUGUUGACCAGGCAUAAAUCCACAGUUUCGGAGUUUCUGUCUAGGAACUAUGAUUGGUUUUUCAGAGAAUUCAACACUAAGUUGCUUCAAUCCCCUAUUUAUAUUACAAAACGUCAAGCUGCCAAGCUUUUGGGAGAUAUCUUGCUUGAUCGUUCAAACUCUGGCAUCAUGGUGCGAUAUGUGAGCUCAAAAGAUAACUUAAUGAUUCUCAUGAAUCUCCUCAGGGAACCAAGCAGGCCCAUACAAAUAGAAGCAUUCCAUGUCUUUAAGCUAUUUGCAGCCAACAGAAACAAGCCACCUGAAAUCGCAACCAUAUUGAUAGCUAAUCGAAGCAAGCUUCUUCGCUUCUUUAGUGGCUUUACGUUGGACAAAGAGGAUGAACAGUUUGAGGCUGACAAAGCUCAAGUUGUUAAGGAGAUAGCGGAAUUAUAUUGAAGCUGGCAGAGAUCCGAUAAUGGGUUUCGAGGAACGCCAGGACUCUUUAGAUGAGUUGAAGAAAUAUGGAAAUUUUGCUACUAGGUCGAAGGAAGUUGGUAUUCUUGGUGUGUUUGUUUGGUUGACUUAAAAAGUAUGGGAAGUAGAAAUCCUUGGAAAGUGAAAAACUAGGAGUUGUUUGGUUGACAAAACGUCAAAGCCAUAUGAGUGUCGCGACUCGCGUGUACUACCAUUUCCCACAUUUACAUCCCAUGAUCAACCAAUUCACCCAACUUAUAUCUCUAUAUUGUAUUCAUUCUAAUUGUACAUUGUGAGAGUUAGCAUCUGUCCUUAAAAUGGGAGAGGCGAAUUUGUAAAGACAGUAUAAUUUUGAUGGUAUGAGUGAUCAAAAGUUUGCCUCAA
Molecule: messenger RNA, 1827 nt
Organism: Beta vulgaris subsp. vulgaris (sugar beet)
Lineage: Eukaryota; Viridiplantae; Streptophyta; Magnoliopsida; Caryophyllales; Amaranthaceae
Product: putative MO25-like protein At5g47540
Exons: 11
Coding region: 373-1425 (350 amino acids)
Biological process (GO): intracellular signal transduction
Molecular function (GO): protein serine/threonine kinase activator activity
Source: RefSeq, a predicted model, not a curated record